Hippocampus zosterae (dwarf seahorse) is the source of this 6353-nucleotide messenger RNA. RefSeq names its product zinc finger protein 281-like. The transcript is spliced from 7 exons. Gene Ontology annotation, molecular function: RNA polymerase II cis-regulatory region sequence-specific DNA binding; DNA-binding transcription factor activity, RNA polymerase II-specific. Lineage: Eukaryota; Metazoa; Chordata; Actinopteri; Syngnathiformes; Syngnathidae. The coding region runs from base 812 to 3298 and encodes 828 amino acids. The record is from RefSeq and is a predicted model, not a curated record. Gene Ontology annotation, biological process: regulation of transcription by RNA polymerase II.
AUUCUCCAUCACGCUGUGUUUCUGCAUCCUCUUUGUUGUUUAAAGCAGUUAUAGGUGAAAGAGGAGAGGAUGGGUUUUUCUAUCAGUCUUGUCUUGUCCGACGCGUUAACAAAGCGAUGCCUGCUGUGUCUCGGGUGGGGGGAAAGCGGUGGUCCUCGAGCGUUCCGAAUGUCAAUUGGAAGCUAUCGAGUUCCCCCUAGCGUUGCUGCGGGGAAGCGAGUGUGACGUCACCGGGCGGUGGUGGGACUUUGGUGGCGACUUGAAUGCCCUGUGGGUGGGCAACGUUUGACGCAGCAUUUCGGAAAAGGAGAAAUAGUGAGCUUGGGAUACAUGGGGGGCAAUUUGUAGAACCUUGAGAAGGAGUCGUUUACUUGUAUUGUCCCUCCGUUCGUUUUGCCAUCCCCGGAAAGAAAAUGCAGACAGUUGCGGAAUCAUUUUUGACAAAAGUCAUUCAGCAACCGUGAGCGGUAGUAUAUGAUAUGAUAUGAUAUGAUAUGCGUAUGCAAGUCAGUCCCACUCCCCCCCUCCCCCGUCCUCGUCAUCAUCAGCAGCAGCAUCAGCAGGCUGGCUGCGGCUGCGGCUGUCUCCUCUCACGACCCGUCCGCCUGCACCCACAAUCCCCCGCGCCACGACAAGAUGGAAGAAAGCAGCCGCUGCCGGAGAACGGCGUUUUGGCAAUAAAAUCCUCCAAAGCUGCGAAUACGGAGGCGCCGCGGGCACGUUCCGAGCCGUCUGCGGUCAUGUGUUGGGCCUUCUCCGGCAUCCCUCUUUAGAUCGAUCGGCCCGGCCCGCCCGCAGCAAAGCGACCACCAUGAGUAUUAUCCAAGACAAGAUCGGCAAUGAGUUUUUGCGCAACGGCGGCAUGGACCCCAACUUUGCGCCCGGCAUGCUCAUGUUCAGCCACCUGCCGCCCGUCACCAGCUUCACGCGGCUCACCUCGCAGUCGGUCAUGGGCGACCUCCCGCAGGAGAUGGUCCUCAAGAAGGAGCGCGACUCGCCCCCCGAGCACCAGAGCGCCGGUGCGGGGGGCUUCCUCCACAGCAUGGGCAUCAAGCAGGAGCGGCUCAGCGAGCUGGACUAUCGCAUGCCCCUCUAUGGCGGCGGCGUGCCGAUGAACUGCGCCGGCGCGGGGAAGAGCGGCGGCGACGUGCCGGACAUGUCUUACGGCAACCACCACCAGAAUCACCACAACAUGCUCCUGCACGACCUCGGCCAAAGCAACGUGCGCUCUCUCGGGGAAGCGAUGUCGGGGCGAGCGGCGAAAGAGCCAAAAGACGCCUCGGCCAAGAGAGGGAGGAGGACCAACGGCGACGGACAGGGCGGCAAAGCCCGGAGGAAACGCGGCGACGCCGCAAAGGCGGCGAUGUCGGACGCCGACGGGGCCUGCCUGUCCCCCAACUCCAAACCGCACAUCUGCGAGCACUGUAACGCCGCCUUCCGCAGCUCCUACCACUUGCGCAGACACGUGCUCAUACACACAGGUGAGAGGCCUUUCCGGUGCAGUCAGUGUAACAUGAGCUUCAUUCAGAAGUACCUGCUCCAGCGGCACGAGAAGAUCCACAGCGGAGAGAAGCCUUUCAGCUGCGACCAGUGCAACAUGCGUUUCAUCCAGAAGUACCACAUGGAGCGCCACAAGCGGACGCACAGCGGCGAGAAGCCGUACCGAUGCGAUACAUGCCAGCAAUUUUUCUCAAGAACCGACCGGUUACUGAAGCACAAGCGGACUUGCGGAGAAGCCAUAAAGAAGGGCCUGGACCCCAACAUGCUGGAGCUGGGCGACGGCGAGCUGGGCCAGGGCAGCUACUCACUCACUCAGGGAAACGCCAGCACCUCCGGCCGCAAGCGGGCCAGGGCCAAAAACGGAGAAGGCGGCGAGCGCAAGAGGAAGAAGAACGCGGCGGCGGCGGCGGCGCGCGACGUGAGCCUGCAGGACUACGGCAUGGAGCAGCCCUCGGGCUCGGCCCCCAAAUUGCUCUUCAAAAAAGCCGGCCGCAAGGCUUUGGAGAAGGGCCUCCUUUCUCUCCAAGACGGCGCCGACGGCCAAAAGCCCUCGGGCCAGAAAGCCAGCCCCCUGGAUCACGUGGAUGCUUCGGGGCUGGACAACAUGGCUCUGCUCCAGGGGGGCGGGGCCAACAAGCAGGGUCUGGGUCCCGGCGGCGGCGGCAGCAACUACGACGACGCUAUGCAGUUUGUGAAAAAGCGGCGAUACCUCCACGCCGUCAACAGCGACUACGGAGCGCUCCACAUGGCGUCGCAGGGGGGCGGCGUGAUCCAGGUUUCCCUGGGCCCCGAACCCACGCUGGCCAUGCUGGACGCGUCCCCCCUGGAACUCAAGCACGACAAGUCGGGCAUCCCAGACGAGGUUCUGCAAAGCCUGCUGGACCACUACAGCCACAAGCCGGACGGGGGGCACCAGCACCAGCAGCACCACGACGUGGCCUUCGACCUGUCGGACCACCCGCACCACGUGGACCUCCAGCCGGCGGCGCCCGUCACCCCCGAGCUGGAGGACGACGCGGGCGCCGGGGGCGAUAAAACGGCGGUGAUGAGCGAGUACUCCAAGUUUCUCCUGCAGGCCCUGGAGCGCACCAGCCACAGCGGGCCCUUCGCCGGCCUGGGCGCCGCGGGGCCCUUCCCGCUCCUGUGCAGCGGCUCCAGUCCCACGGGGCCGCUGUUCGCCGACAAGCACGUGUACGGUGCGUCGCCGCUGGACUGCGGCUACCCGGCCGCCGUCUCCUCGCCGCUGCCCGUCGUCGCGCCCUCGUCCGCCUCCUCCUCCUCCUCGUCCUCGGCCGCCGCCGCCUCGUCCAAGUCCCACUACGGCCUGCUGGUGGGCUCCCCCUCCCAGGCGGGCUUCCACCUCACGCUGGAGCCGGCCGGCCACCAGCAGCUCACGCCGUCUCAGGAGCUGACGGAGCAGCUGGAGAAGCAGCACUCGCCCGGCACCUUUGGCCUCCCUCCCCAGGAUCUGAGCGCCCAGGCGGAAGGCUCCAAGGGGCGACGGGCCAAGGCCGGAGGGAGCGCCGCCCCCGCCGCCGCCGCUUCCGGCUACUCGGACCUGAACCCCCCGAAAGAAUCGUCCACGUACCAGAUUGAGAAUUUCGCCCAGGCCUUCGGCUCCCAGUUCAAGUCGGGACGCCGCACCCCUCUGAGCUACGGCGGCGACCCCGGCGCCGAGGUGGACCACAGAAUACGGACGCCGGUCUCAGAGUUCUCAGGGUUUACCAGCUUGUUAGCUGACGUCACUGAGCCGGUGAGUACGGGAUCAAAAACCCCGACAAGCCAAAGUUUCAGAUAAGGGUCAAAUGAGGUGAGCCCCGUGGGGAAGGGGAGGGGGGGGGCUGUUUUUGCAUCUCCCUCCCCGUCCACACACACACACACACACACAUAUCCCAAUUUUUUUCUUGUAGCAUUGUUGUUGUUGUUUUUUUUUUUUUUUUCAACACUGCCAUUAAAUGUUCAUGCAAACAUGACCAGGGAGGGUCUUCCAUGGCCUCAAAUGCAAUGUUUUUAAUUCUUAUUUUUAUGAGACAUGAUUUUUGUCGCUUACAUGUUGGGAAAAUGUAGUGGGUUUUUUUGGGGGGGUGGGGCUGGGGAGGGGCGGCAUAAACCGUAGAUUUUAAACGUAAUUUAAAACAUUUUGGAGGGUAGCGAUGAACUUGCAUUUCUUGCUUUGGAAACCCUCGUUUUACCAAUUAUCAACUUUGUAAAGUAAUAAUGUUCAUAAUUACAAAAAGAAAAAAAAACACCACACGCAACACUUGUGGCAGGGAAAGCCCAGAACUCACAUGGCAAAAAAAAAAAAGGAAAAAAAAGUAUAUAUUGUCUGUUACAAGAAACAUGAACUCAGGAAAUAGGCAACCUUGUGCGAUAAGACUUUGUAUGAUGAGAUGCAACGAGCACAGUUUUUCCAGGUGUACUUUGAAACGGCAGAGCUUUGAUUUGUGUCCAUUUUACUCCCGGCGAUCACAUUUUUGGCUCUCCUGCGUGUUUCGGUCCAAAAGAUGGUACUGUUGCGUGUCAAUGUGAAACCAGCAUGCGGAAAGAGCCGCAUUGAGACGUGUGUGUGUGUGUGUGUGUGUAUGUGACUGAAAACACAAAAGCCAGCAAGCAAACCGCAACAGUCGCCUCCCUUUUUUUCUUUUUUCGUCAAUGGAAUCAAACGAGCACUUUUUUUUCCCCCUCCGAACAUAUCAUCAGAAACAAUAACCCGUUGGAUUUUCUUUGACUCUUGGGGUAGAAAGAAAUGGUGCGUAUUUUACAAGGAGAAAACUGUGAACGAGGCUUUUGAGAGGGCGGGCUGAUGAUUUUCAUGGGCAUUGGGUUUUUUUUUUUUGUUGGGGGGUGUGGGGGGUGUCGACUUUCUUGCGGUUUGUCGGGUGAUGUAAAAAUGGAUUUGCCAUAAUUUUGUGAUACAAUAUUUUGAGAGUAGCUCUUUGUAUUUAAGUGUUUCUCCAGAGCUCGGCUGACGUGCUGGAACUUUUCUCUCUCGCUCAGUUUUUUUUUUUUUUUUUUGGUUGUAUUUAUUCUCCACGAGCCGCCACACACCUUUUGUAGCACCGGCGUAGCAGAAGAGUUAAUUUAUCCGACACUCCUUGGGAAUAUGCAUCGGUCCCGAACUCCCGAGAAUGAACAAUGGCCUUCUUUGUCUUCCGCGGUUCAAGCCGUUCUCUCGGUCCCGGCGGCCGGGCUCGAUAUUUCCCGUUUGCAGCAGCCGUACCUCCCCGGCGGUUUUUGUUGAGGCGGAAAAGGACAAAUGAAAAAACUUCCCUCCAAACACACUAUGCUUUGAACGGAAACGGAGAGAAAAGACGAUAAGAUUGACUAAAUAUACCUCAUAUCACUAAAGCGUAAGAAAGCAGGGACGCGCGUUUCAUUGUACGUAGUGGAAAUAUUUGUAGGAUAGCUUGGACAUGUUGUGUCAUCAUUUUUACACUGCCCGUGUUUACAAUGAAAGAGCAAGUGACUUGUCAAAAUGCAAACGGUAUGAUUUCAAAAAAUGUUUUGUCAUUGCUUUUUUGUUGUUGUUGUUGUUGUAAUGUAAAAAGAUCCAUGCCAAGCAGUGUUGCAUUCUAGAUGCCUUGUAGAACUUUUUCUUUCUCUCAUGGUAUAGCCCCCUUAUUUUUGUUACUUGCCAUCACGUGUUUUUGAUAUGAACCCUAGAAGGAUAUUGUUUACAAAAACGUACAAAAACACUAAAAAUGUGUCGGGGUUUUUUUGGUUCGUUUGAUUUAAUUUUUAAAAAAUCAAGUAUGCAUGAUUUUUAUGGCUUUUUUUUUUCGUGACGCUCACCUCAAUACCAAAUGUUGUAGCAGAAGCCUCCCCUUUCCUUUGUCUCAUUAGUACUAGGACCCUCGUGACAUGAUUUCCCGGGCUCGACCUGUUAUUGAGAUGAUGAACGGAUUAGAGAAGCCAAUAAAAACCUUUUUUUGUUACAAAAGGAAAACGUGCUUCUGGUUUUUAAAUGCAAUUUGCCAAGAGUGAUUGAUGUGCCACAAAUAUGUUCCCACCAUGUCUGUCUCACCACAAUAGCCAAUCUCAAAAUACGAAAGUAGUGUUCCGACAAAGUUGAAAAUCAACACUUCUGAGACCGUGUUGGCGUCCUGAUUUUGACCCUGUAGAUUGGCUUGAGGAUUGGAGUCGCGCGCCCUUCUUGGCUGUUUUGGACGUGGACACGGACAUGGGUGAGUGGCAUCAAGAAAAAGGCAUCCGGUGUUUGGGGGAAAAAAAUACAUGUACUAAUAAAUCAUGUGAGUGACUUGCUGUGGGUUACGGAGAAAAAUGCUGAUAUAAAAUGGUCUUUUGUUUUUUAAUCACAGCUAUACCGAUAAACGGCUAACUCAUUUCUUAUAGUUUUUAACCACCUGUGAAACCCCAAUUUUCUGUCCAAGGCAAUGUUUUGCGAACGAGGCCUAACCGUCACGUCUUUUGUGUUCCAGGCUGACAACUCUGCUGCCGCACAAGUCUUUGCAGCAAUGCUCUUUUUCCAGGAUGCGGGAGCCACUCCGCGGCCGUUUGUCGACCGUGACGCAUUUCUAAAGCGCCUGUCCUCAUUCACGCAACACGGUGACGGCGGGGCAAAGCGCUCCAAAUGUCUUCAAGGUAAGAAGAGCGCGUUGGCCUUUGUUUGCUUUUGCGUCGUUUGCUCCUUUCUACUGGCCGCCUGUUGCCAGGAGCGGCAGGCUGAAGGAAGGCCGUGCCCGUUUUUGACUUUGGACUUCCAGUCGCUCGGCGCCGUGACACGGGCUGAUGUUAUUGCAAAUCUAGUGCCGUAAAACAUUUAAGUUGGAGGAAAGCAAAAACGGAGUCUACUGCCGUCACAUGGCAAAUUUGCUUCACGUGAAGCCAACGGU